AUGCAAAGUGAAGAACAGAAGACUCCAAAAUUUGAGAUUGCCCAAAGACCAGAAAAAUCAGCUACAAUAGGUAGAAUUAUUGAAAUAGAAUCAAAUUUUCUGAAAGUUAAAUUUGAUUAUCCUAAAAUCUAUAGCUAUACAUUUGAAGUCACAUCUCAAGAGCAACAAGUAGAGAAAAGUCGAAUAUUUCAAGUUUUUAAUAAAUUGUGUGAAAACAAUGAAUUUGGUCAAAAUAUUUUUCCAGUAUAUGCAGAAAACAUGAUUUAUUCAUCUUAUCCAAUUGAUGAUAAGUCUUUAAUUACUAAUAUAAAUGACAAGCAAUAUACCGCAUCCCUUAAAUUUAAUGCUGAGAUCGAUUUUAGUCCAUUGAAAAAAUAUAUUGAAGAUGAAGACGAAAAUUAUCAAUUUUUGAAUAAUGAGCACCUAAAUCUUUUGCGUAUACUUAAUACUUAUCUUAAUUUUAAAGUCCGCACAAAUAAAAACAUUUUGACACGUGGUAAAGGAACCUUUCCAAUCCCUGAAAGACCUCAAAUUAUACGUCGUAAUCUUGGGCUUAUACAUGGAUUCUAUCAAAGUGUUCGUAUAGGAUGGGGUCAAUUACUUGUUAAUAUUGAUGUAUGUACUGCAAUUUAUAAUAAUAAAUGGAAAAAGGUGGUUAGUUUGGAUAAAAUCAAUCCAUAUCAACUACAAGAGGAAAUGAUUAAUGAGAUGAUUAGAAAGAGUGUUAUUAAACCGACAGAUAGAUUUAAGAGAAUUGAUAAAGGCAUUAAAGAAGUAUACAAAUAUGAAAGCGAUGAAGGAUUAAAAUCUAUUUCAUUCGACAUUGAUAAUAAUAAUGGGUUCAUGAAAUUGAAAGCAAGGGUGCUCGAUCCGCCAACGAUGAUGAUUAAUAAUAAUAUUAUUACUACUGAAAAGGGUGAAUGGGAAACCAGUAAAUUUAAUAAGGGAGCUGACCUAUAUAAUUGGUCCGUGGUUAGUUUUGCUCCAGAUUUAAAUAAGUCUUCAAUUGAGCCUGUAAUUAGACAAUUAAAAGAAAUAUUAACUGCAAAAGGAUUAAAUGUACCCCAUAUGCCAAAUAUCUUGCAGUAUAAUUAUCAAGAUUAUAAAAAAUCCAUUACGAAGGCAGCCCAAGAUGCUAUAAUUGAUAACACAAGACCGGCACAAUUAGUUAUAUGUAUUAUUCCAAAAAAGCAACAAGAAGAGGAUGGUUUAUAUGCCAAUAUAAAGAAACUUUGUUAUAUAGAUUUAGGCAUUAUGAACCAAUGCAUUCUUAAGAAGAAUAUUAUGGAUGGAAGAACCAAAAAAAUUGUAAAAAAUAUAAAAAGUAUCCUAAACAAUAUAGCAUUAAAAAUAAAUGGUAAACUAAAUGGUAAAAAUUCAUGUUUAGCCGAUGGUUUGCUUGAUUUCAAGGAUGAAAGAGCUCAUAUGGUAUUCGCCGCAGAUGUUUAUCAUCCCGGAAAAGAAGAUAAAUUAAAAGGUCGACCUAGUGUUGCUGCUAUUUGUGGGUCAAUGGAUGACUCCGUAACAGAUUAUGUUUGCCGUUAUCGUAUGAAUAAAAAGCUAAGACACGACGUUGACAUUAUAGAAGAACUUAACGAUAUGGUUAUAGAAUUACUUGAACAACGUGAAAUUAAAAAAACUGACCUUCCGGAUCAAAUCGUUUUCUAUCGUGAUGGUGUUGGAGAAACACAGUUUGAUAGUAUCAUAAUUGAGGAAUUAGAACCCUUGCUUGAUACUCUUGAAAAUCAUUAUAAAUCUAAGGAUCUACCAACACCAAAAUUGACAUUUAUUAUUAUACAAAAACGGCAUCAUGCUAGAUUUAAAUUAAUCAAUGGCGAGAAUUGUAAACUGGGUACCAUAGUUGAUACGGAUAUUGUUAUGAAUAAAGAAUUUAGUUUUUAUUUACAAUCCCAUGUUAGCCCACGUGGAACUGCCCGUUCUGCAUACUAUCAUGUGAUUCUAAAUCAAGGAAAUUUUUCCGCUGACGAGAUUUAUAAUUUGACAUUUAGACUUUGCUUUUUGUCUUAUAGAUGUAAUCGUGCACUAUCUCAAGUUACACCAGCAAGUUAUGCUCAUAAUAUUGCAAACCUUGCUAGAUAUUUUGUUGAAUACAAAUCUAUUGAGACUGAUCAAAAUCAUGAAAAUCUGGGAAAUCAAGGUGGUCGAGGUGACAGAGGGGGUCGAGGCGGCAGAGGGGGUCGAGGCGGCAGAGGGAGUCGAGGUGGUAGAGGAGGUCGAGAAAAUCGAGGAAAUCAAGAAAGAAGUCGUGAUGAUAAUAAUAAUCCCAAACCUUCUCGACCUGAAUUUGUUCAGGAUGGAAAAUGGUUGCGCGCAGACUUGAAAAUUCAAAAUGAAAAGUUUUUUCUCUAA
Messenger RNA from Cetraspora pellucida, 2370 nucleotides. The record is from the annotation of a GenBank genome assembly. NCBI's taxonomy places the organism in Eukaryota, Fungi, Glomeromycota, Glomeromycetes, Diversisporales, Gigasporaceae.